Lampris incognitus (smalleye Pacific opah) is the source of this 955-nucleotide messenger RNA. RefSeq names its product EH-domain containing 4 (gene ehd4). Gene Ontology annotation, biological process: endocytosis; protein localization to plasma membrane; endocytic recycling. NCBI's taxonomy places the organism in Eukaryota, Metazoa, Chordata, Actinopteri, Lampriformes, Lampridae. Gene Ontology annotation, molecular function: GTP binding; cadherin binding. The coding region runs from base 239 to 955 and encodes 238 amino acids. Gene Ontology annotation, cellular component: endocytic vesicle; perinuclear region of cytoplasm; cytoplasm. The transcript has 4 exons. The record is from RefSeq and is a predicted model, not a curated record.
CACAGUAUUUAACGGCAGAAAGCGAGGCGGCUCCCCGGUGAACAGAAGGGAGGCGGACUCGGCGGAGACUCGGGCGGGAUUGUGUUGCGGCGGCGGAGGCGGCAGGGAAAAGAAGAAGCUUAAAGUCUGCGAGCGUAAAAAAAGGAAAGGAAAAGAGAAGGAAGUCCGACGACGAGACGACGCCGCCGCCGGUAGUUCUUGUUUUCGGUGGGAUUAACUUCGCGUCCUCUCGGCCGCGAUGUUCAGUUGGGUGAGACAGGAGCAAGGUGGACGGAACAAGGAAGGGGAGAUGUACCAGACGGUGACGGAGGGGCUCCAGACGCUCUACAGCAAGAAGCUCUUCCCUCUGGAGGAGACCUACCUCUUCCACGACUUCCACUCCCCGGCCCUGGAGGCUGCGGACUUCCACAGCAAACCCAUGGUGCUGCUGGUCGGCCAGUACUCCACGGGAAAAACCACCUUCAUCAGAUAUCUGUUGGAACAGGAUUUUCCGGGGAUGCGGAUCGGACCGGAGCCAACCACUGAUGGGUUUAUCGCUGUGAUGUACGGCGAGAACGAGGGCGUCGUCCCCGGCAAUGCCCUGGUGGUCGACCCCAAGAAACCGUUCAGGAAACUCAACGCUUUUGGAAACGCUUUCCUGAACAGGUUCAUCUGUUCCCAGAUGCCAAAUCAGGUCCUUCAGAGCAUCAGCAUCAUCGACACACCCGGCAUCCUGUCAGGAGAGAAACAGCGAAUCAGCCGAGGCUACGACUUUUCCGAGGUCCUACGUUGGUUCGGAGAGCGCGUGGAUCGGAUCAUCCUGCUGUUUGACGCUCACAAGCUGGACAUCUCGGAUGAGUUCUCCGAGGCCAUCAAGGCGUUCAGGGGACAGGACGACAAGAUCAGGGUGGUCCUCAACAAGGCUGACCAGGUAUGCAGGAGGUCCAGAAUCUCUGUACAGUAUAAAGAGGCUUGA